Yamadazyma jaroonii is the source of this 4104-nucleotide messenger RNA. The record is from the annotation of a GenBank genome assembly. NCBI's taxonomy places the organism in Eukaryota, Fungi, Ascomycota, Pichiomycetes, Serinales, Debaryomycetaceae.
AUGAUUUUUUAUAAAAGACUUAAUUGUUAUAGAGUGCUAUUGGAAUGGUUAAAAUCCAUAAGUUCUAAUGGAGAACUUCUGGUGGUCACAAAUUCUGUUUUAUAUGAACUUGUAAGAUGUAAAGACAGAAAUCGUUUAACUCCUUUACAAUUACUUGAUAAUGAUUUCAAAGAUUUAAUUUGGAUACCUGAUUAUAUUGAUGAUAAGCAGAUAAAUUUCACUUAUAGAUUCGAUGACAUUGAUAAACAUAAUAUGAACAUCGUGAAAGAAGCAACAAAUUCUAAUGGUUUAGGAGGUGUAGGAAAUAUUGGAGAGAAUAAAAUCAAAAUACGUAACAUAACUCAAUUUUAUAAUUGGUGGGAUAGUAGGAGAGGUGGAAGUGAUAUUUAUGUAUUUGGAUCAAACAUGAAUAACAAUCUUGGGGUUGGUGACUCAACUGAUCGUCAAAUACCGUGUAAAUUACCUAUUCAGAACUUUAAGCUUGAUGAUGAUUUAUUACACAAUCCUCGAUUUAAAUCCAUUAAAAUAUCAAAGAAUCAUUCUAUAAUAGUGACACAAGAUGGAAUAGCUUAUUCUUGUGGAAUAGGUAGUAGAGGUAGAUUAGGUCAUGGAGAUUUGACCAAUAUUUAUAGAUUCAAACAGAUUAAUGAUUUACCUCAUGUUAGAGAUUUAAGCAUUUCACAAGAUCAUUCCAUUGCUAAUUGUGAUGGUGAUAUUUAUGGUUGGGGAUUGAACAAUUUUGGCCAAUUGGGUUUCCUUUCUACCAACAAUACCGUCAAACUAGGUAAGGAUUUUAAUGAUGAUUUUGAACUGAAACCUCAAUUGAUUUAUUCUGGUGAUUUAAAGAAGAAUUCGAAUGCUAUUAAAGGUAUAGAAGUUUCAAAAAUUCAUUCAUUAGCAUACACAAAGAAUGAUAUAUUCUUCUGGGGUUUAAAUAUAGGACAAAUGGGAUUUAACACUGAAGGUAAUAUUGAAUACAAAUUUAACGGUAUUACCUAUAAAGGUGCUAUCCAAGGACAAUCACGUAAAAUCACAUUAAGAGAUGACAUUAAACUCGUAGCGACUUGUGAAUCCAUUACAUGUGUCAUCACAACUUCUAAUGAUAUUCACAUUUAUUCUCAAGGACAGCAUAUUAAAUUACCCAAAAUUCCUAUUAGGGGUUCAUUGGAUAGAAAUUUCCAUAAAUUUUCUCCAGUAAAAACGACCAAGCAAGCAAAUAUUGUUAAAGUUGUUAUGAAAAGUGGUGAAAACGUUGGUCUUUUGUUAGAUAGUGGAGAUGUAAUGGGUUUCAAUGCUACAGAUACGAGAAAUAUCAAAUAUUCCAGUAUUUGGAAAUCUCAUGAUAGUGAUUUAAGAGCUACUGACAUCGAUAUAUCAUUGGAUGGUUCUAUUGUGUUGACCACACUGACAGGGUUGGUAUUCAUGAAAAAUCUGCAAAGUACUAAAAUCAGGAAGAACUCAAUGAGUGAAACCUCUUUACCAAUCCCCGUAAAGAACAAAUUUAGAAGAGUAGAUUUCAUCAACAAGAUUGGUAAAGUUGCUACUAAUGAUACUUUCACAACUUUUGGUUUCAUAAGAGACGAUAUUGAUCUUAUUCCUUUGAAAGUACCACAAAACACUUUUAGAAAAGACAUGGAAUAUUUGAGUUGUGUUAUACCUGUUGAUUAUUAUAGGAAACAACAUCAACUAUUUGAUUCUUCUACCAACGGUACGUACACUAGUGAUUAUAUUUACUCAACUCAAGCUGAAGAGGAAGCCGAAGAAAGUGACGAAGAAGAGGAAGAAGAUGAAAAAGUACUUCAAUUAGAUCCUCUUUUCAUCCGUCAUACAAACAAAUAUUCCAAUAACAACAAAAGAAUUAGAACUCGUGAUACCUUUGAGCAAUUGGAUGUUGAGUAUUUCAAGACCUUAGUGAGGAAAGAUGAUUUAUGUCUUGCUGACGAAAAAUCAUAUGAUGGUAAGAUAACUUUCACUGACGACGAUACCGAAAUACCUUUCCAUAGCCUUAUUUUUGAGGCAAGGUCUUCAGUGACUAGAGGAUUAAAACAAGAUGAGUAUUUAGAAUAUGAGGGUGCUUCAGCUAGAAUCAUUCAGAAAGGAUGGCAGUUCUCUAACAUAGAUGUGAGGUCAGCUAUUAUCUUUAUUCACUUCAUUUACACCAAUAAAAUUAUCGCCAUAUGGGAAAAUGAAGAAGCAAAAACCGUCAAGGAUGACUUUGAAAAAUUGGUCAAGAUGUUUAAAAUGUCUGAUCUUUUCGGUACUGUUACCAAAGAUGAAACUUAUUUCGACCAAUUAAGAUCCAUACAUGACAUUCUGGGGAACAAGAUUGGUGAUGAUACGUUCACAGUGAAACUUAGUGAUGGGGAAUUAGUCUGUGUCAAAAGCAUUUUGGUAGCUAGGCUGGCAUUCUUCGAAACAACUUUAUCACAAAGAUGGAACACUUCAGAAUUGUCUUUCAACUGGUCGGUCUUGGAAUUUUCGGUAGUUCUUCGUCACUUGUACGGAUUCAGUGACUUUACCGUCUUCGAACCUUUGGUUGAAAACUCUUCAACCGUUGAUGAUUUGAUCAAUAGUUUACUUGAUUUGAUCUCCAUUUCUGACGAGUUGUUAUUGUUCUCAUUGAAAAAUCUAUGUGAAUUGUUAUUAAAAGAUUUCAUAACAAUAGAUAACGUAGUGAUUCUCCUCAUUCAUGCUGAUAAUUUGUUGGCCAAUAAGUUAUUCUUGAACUGUUGUUGGUACAUUUAUAAUAACUUAGAAGUGUUGUUGUUGGACCAGUCUUUAUUAACAAUUCCUAUGGAAACAUGGAUGAAGUUAGAAGCAAACAUAAGAAGAUUAAAUGGCUGCAAAAAUAAGAACAAUGAACAGGGAUACGAUGAAAGUGAAUGGUUGGUCUCCAAGUCAAUCAUAUUGGUGAACGAUUUCAUUAACAAUAUGGAACACUAUAAUCAUAAUUUUAUGAUUUCAGGAAGAAACUCUUUUGAACCAGUAAUCGAUGUCAAGAUUGAUGGGCCACCAAAAGAUAAACGUCGUAAAAGUAGAAAGAGUAGCAGCAGUGAAAAACCCGACAUCAAAGAAUUAAGGGCUAAAGCCACCAUGGCCAACGAAAGUGCCAUUGAAGAUACUUCUGAAGAUAAUAUUGAAGUUAAAGAAAGCUCAAAUAGUUUUGAAGUAGUUACAAGAAGAAGAAGGAAAGUUGAGUUCGAAAAGAAAUCUCCCAGUCCACCAGUUUCGGUGCCUCCAGUUAUUGUCCAGCCAUUCAAUAAUGGACUUAAAUCAAGGAGAUCAUCAUCAUCUUCGGCCAACUCGAGCUUCAGUAGUAUCAAUGAUAAUUCAUUUCCUGUUUUGGGCAAAGCCAAAUCCCCAACACCUUCUUCAUCUGGAGCAACUUCGGCUACUCCUUUAAUUCAGAAUGUUCUUGGAAACGGUCUCAGUCCUCAUUCAAAUUGGGCUUCAAAAUCAACAGCUGCUCCGGUGUUUGACAUAAGACCAAGCUCAUCAUCAACUGCUGGUAUCACCGUAAAGUUGGAAGAUUUAGAGAUCAAGAAAAAGAAGAUAGGCCCUAAUUUCAAAUUACCUCAAAGGGAAAGAAAAAAGUUGAUUAAUAAUGAAGAUUUCCAAUGGGGUGUUCCCAGACCUGCCGUAAUCUCACCAAGUACACCAGCAACUGGACCGUCAUCAUCAACUAUCUUACCUGUCAAUGGUAGUACCACCAAAAGAGUCGAGGGUAAUUUCCCAACUUUAGGUAAGAAGAAAUCACCACCUCCACAACCCAGAAAGAAGUCCAUUCCUAUUGCACCCGAGACCAGAAUAAAUCCCACACCCAAAUCCACCUCCCCAGUGCCUAUUACUACAGGUUCCAGUGGCACCAAUCCUAAUAAUUCAUCUGGUUUAGGCUUAACUUUAACAGACAUUAUGAUUCAAGAAUCCUUGAAAAUAGAGGAAUCAAGACAAAAGGAAAAUGAAAGAAAAUCCUUCCAAGAAAUACAACAAGAACAAGAAUUCGAUAGAUGGUGGCAAGAAGAAAGUAGAAGGGUCCAAGAACAAGAACUUCGUAGAGCUCAAGAGGAUGCAAAAAAAAGAAAACCCCGUAAAAGAAGCAAAUAA